AUGUCGCCGGAAAAAGUCGCGUUGCCCAGGAGAGAAACCGACUUGCUCGUAUUGCGAGCGACUGGGUCAACAGUGCGUGAACAACGCAUUUCCGGCAUUGAGGGAAAGCUUGAGCAGUUGAUGGAAUACAUUACGCGACCUGCCUCAAAUCACCUCUCUUCGCCAGUUGUCCCUGAGAAUAACUCUCGGACAGCAGAGCUUCCACCUCCAGAGAGCUCUUCUAUAACCGGAUCAUCUGGGAUCCCAGAUGCUGAGCUUUAUCUGACCUUUUGUAAUGCGCAGCCCCUUCUGUUAUUCCCCCACAGAUCCUCUCUGGCCUCCCUCGGGAAGCGGGACCCCGAGCUUCUACUCGCAAUUGAAGCUCUUGGGGUCCGUUUCAAAAGACCAGGGGUCAUUGACCAGGAAUUACAACUGGAGAUCAAGAGAAAAACAGAAAGGGCCUGUCAGAUGGUCAUGAUGCGUUUGGCAUCCGGUACUGUGGAGCUAUCUACGAUCCAGACCCUUUGUCUUCUAAGUAUGCUGGAAUUCACAGCGGGUCAUAUCGUUCGCGCAGGGUCUUAUACCAGACUUGCCACAUAUUUGAUGAGAAAUCUCAGAAUAAAUGGCCUAGAGUCUCUAAGCAAUUUGGAAACCGAGCGUGAUGAGCGCAAGCUCUGCUACAUAAGCCUCGUCAUGCUUAAGAACCUUCAGGGGUCCCUACAUCCACCUGGAAACAGCUUGGACUUACUUGCAGAGCCUGGUGAAACCGUCUCUCCAUUGGGAGCUAUGAUUUUCAACAAAGAGAUUGCCCGUGGUACUAGUGGUGACUCCAAGCCGGAUAUUGGCAUCAAUGGUAGCAGUGUUUACACAAGCGAGCUGUGGGCGAUGGCAUGUAAUUAUGCCGCUAGCCAUGUCGGCGUUGACGCUCAUCCCCCAUGGUCUCCGAAUUCUGAUUACACCAUGAUCAAUUUCCGACAGUGUGAGCAUGAGAGUCUCAUGCCACUGAGGUUCCGGCUUCAUGCAAGUCGCUUCCAAGACCAUCCGCCGGCCGAACUUCAGGCUCACCGUGACUACUGGAGCCCAUGGCUAUUCUUCCAGUUGGUUUGGCAUGCGGUGCCUUGUUUAGUAAACCAUCCUUUUCUGUUAUCUAUGCGACUUCGGAAUUUCCGGAGGACAAUGCCUCAGUCAUUCCUCCGCAAUUCUUUCGAGCAGCUGACCUUCCACUCGGGCUGGGUUGUUCAUUUCCUCGAGCUUAUUGAGACGAAGAAAUUCGAGGUAUCUGACCCGACCAUAGGGCAAUGCGUGGCAAUUGUUGCUACGAUCUAUCUUCAACAUAGUUUUGUCGAGGAUCAAGCCUUUAACAGAAAGGCGCAAACGGGAUUUGAGAAAUGUCUCAGGUUCCUACGCAACAUGGGUCAUCGGUGGCCACACAUCGAUCGCCAGGUCCGACAACUCCAACAACUCCGGGACAGCGUUUCCCCUGGAGGUCUUAUGACAGACGAUAUCGUCCCAGGAGGAACAAAUUCUCGUCAGAAGUGGUCUGUAAACUUGCAGCUAUUGUGGAAAAUCUUAGUAUAUGCCCAUGCAAGCAAUAUAUCAGAUCCUGCUAGCGAUAUCUUCGGCCCGGAACUUGCGAAAGACAGUGUCGGAUUCUCAGGGGACCCUUCGGCUGGCGCUAUCACCGAACGUGAUUUUGCUUUGAUUGGAUCCGCCGGAAUCUCAGGCCACAAGACAGUGGCUUCCGAGUGUGUUACAUAUCCACCUGAGCAGACUGAGGAUCCCAUACAAACGCCGAGUCAGACCUCACCGAGGAUGGAGUUUUCAGGGCUUCCGGGAGAUCCUAAUAUGGAGUUUAGCGGUGGUGAUACGUUGUUCCUGCAACUUCAAGAUUAUGGGAGGGCAUUUGAGGAUUGGCUAAGCGUUAACCCAACGUGA
Molecule: messenger RNA, 1914 nt
Organism: Penicillium samsonianum
Lineage: Eukaryota; Fungi; Ascomycota; Eurotiomycetes; Eurotiales; Aspergillaceae
Product: fungal specific transcription factor domain-containing protein
Exons: 7
Coding region: 1-1914 (637 amino acids)
Cellular component (GO): nucleus
Source: RefSeq, a predicted model, not a curated record